Oncorhynchus keta (chum salmon) is the source of this 2023-nucleotide messenger RNA. RefSeq names its product transmembrane protein 179-like. Lineage: Eukaryota; Metazoa; Chordata; Actinopteri; Salmoniformes; Salmonidae. The coding region runs from base 228 to 929 and encodes 233 amino acids. The record is from RefSeq and is a predicted model, not a curated record. The transcript has 4 exons.
GGGGGCGUUGCGAUUCCACUCCAUUGUCGGCGUCCACAUUGAAAUGAAUGACAACCGGUGCAAUGUGGAGGAGUGCUUAUGGUUAAUGUGAACGAGGCUUUGUCUGAAUCGGUCCCAUUGAGCCUGCUGCUCCAGCACGAAUGAUGCUGAUGCUGCGCCCACGCUCAAAUGUCUCUACUGCGCAGUCGCCGAUGCAACGAACGCAGUAAGAGAAAGGAGACGCAAUAAUGGCCCUUGAUAAUUUAAUUUUCGCCCAAUGCAUCCUCUAUUUUUUGGCGUUUGUUUUUGGUUUUAUUGCCGUAGUGCCUCUCUCUGAAAACACGGAGGAUUUUCAUGGAAAAUGCUUGCUUUUCACGCGUGGUAUGUGGCAGAAUGAGAACAUCACAGUUUCAAAGCAGCGCUUUAUCGUUGAGGAGUGGGGACCGGAGUCUUCCUGCAGUUUCAUCACUUUUGUCGGGAUAGCAUCUCUCAUCCUGUCCGCAGUGCAGUCAUGGAGACUGCUGUUGUUUCUUUUCAAAGGCCACGACGAUUCCCUGUUCAAUGCCUUCCUGAAUCUGUUGAUCAGCUCCUUGAUGGUGUUCACAGUGUUCCUCUCCAGCACCAUCAUUAGUGUGGGCUUCAACUUGUGGUGUGACGCCAUCACAGAGGGCGGGGGCAUGCCCAGCAGCUGUGAGGACAUGCAGGACACCGAUCUGGAGUUAGGAUUGGACAACUCCUCGUUCUAUGACCAGUUUGCCAUUGCCCAGUUUGGUCUGUGGGCAGCAUGGCUGACGUGGCUGGGCAUCACGGUCAUGGCCUUCCUCAAGGUCUACCACAACUACCGCCAGGAGGACCUUCUGGACAGUCUGAUCCACGAGAAGGAGCUGCUGCUUGGACACUCGUCCCACCGGGGCUCAGAUGCCAACCAGUUGAAGAGUGGCAUGAUCUAACACCCAGAGGGCACGUGCACAUUACUGACACAUAUCCUCCUAUCCUACCCCAACUGCCAGCCCCUGUCAAUCUACACUGAGUGUACAAAAGAUUAGGAACACCUUCCUAAUAUUGAGUUUCACCCCUUUUUGCCCUCAGACUUCCUCAAUUCGUUGGGGCAUGGACUCUACAAGGUGUCAAAAGCGUUCCACAUGGAUGCUGGCCCAUGUUAACUCCACGGUUGUGUUAAGUUGGUUGGAUGUCCAUUUGAUGGUGGACCAUUCUUGAUACACACAAGAAACUGUUGAGUGUGAAAAACCCAGCGGCUUUGCAGUUCUUGAUACAAACCGGUGCGCCUGAGACCUACUAUCAUACUGCACUUAAAUCUUUUGUCUUUUCCAUUCACCCUCCCUCUGAAUGGCACACAAACACAAUCCAUGUCUCAGUUGUCUCAAAGCUUAAACAUCCUUUUUUAACCUAUAUCCCCCCCUGCAUCUACACUGAUUGAAGUGGAUUUAACAGGUGACAUCAAUCAUUAAGGGAUCAUAGCUUUCACCUGGAUUCACCUGGUAAGAGCAGGUGUUCUUAAUGUUUUGUACACUCAGUGCAAUUUUCAAUCAAGUGAAAUCCAUUAACUGUUUUUAGAGUGCAUAAUAAUGUCUUGACAUACUCCUCCUCAUAUGUUUCCUGAUUUUCCCCUUGAAAACGCUGCUCAUGACUGUAAAGCGCUGUAGGGUAAAGAGAUUCCGGCUGUAUUGUGGAGCUGAUUCAAUCCAUUUGUCCACUUGCUAUAUUUGUAUUUGAUAAUGAGUUACUGCUGACAUGUCUUCCCCUUCAAGGCACACACUGGAGCGUAAAUGAGCUCAGAAAAUCAAGGUCAUUUAAUGAGGAUAGAAAUGGUGCAUUGAGAUUCGUUUUUACCGUGAUUUCCAUUUAGCUGCACAUAGAUGGUGACUCACACAAGGUGCUUAAAGAAUGGUUCAAAUGGAUCAUAUUUUCUUUGUUUUAAUUUUUUGCAUGUACUGUGUGAAUAUAGACAGUGUGAGCAGGCUGACAUUUUUUUGUGUUGGGCAAUAUAUUAUUUUGUAACAGUCGAAUACAUUCAUGAUAGGCU